CACGGAGGUGGUGGAGGAACAGGCAGAGCCAGGAGGUGGCCGAGAGGAAGAAGAAGGGAAAGAGGUAAACGCGUAUCGUAAUGCACAAUGGUGCAUUAGCCAGGAGUAGACGGUCAGACGGUCUCUCCCACGGACCGAUUGAAAUUCGGUCUAUCGAAGAGCGGAGAGUUUACUUUGAGGAAAACCGAACGUCUAAAAUCGGUCCAGAGGGAGAUAGCGCCAAGGAAGGGAGAAGGAUUCAUGUCACACGCGUAUGAUUCGAUCGAUAUCGAAAGGAUCUGCUCCACCUCUUUCAAGAAUUGAAAUUGAACACCCGGUACCACCAGGAGUCUGAAACCGUGAUCUCUUCGCCGCCGAUCUUCCGCAUGAUUCUAAUUAUAAACGUUUGAAAGUUUUUUUCUCACUUUUCACAUCGGGACAACAUUGGAGGCAAGGAGUUAACGUUUGGGGGAUACGAGUUAUAUGAUACAGACUCAUACUACUACGAGAAAAAAAAANAAAAAAAAAAAAAAAUAGCAGGAACAUAUAUUUAAACAUACUUUUCGAAUAACUCGGCGUUUGUUUAAGGAGAGAUGGCUGACAAUACUACUAAUUCGUCCACGAUGGAAAAACGGGGAGAGACGACCGGUAACCAGGUGAUAUCCGAGAAAGCGGUCGUCUGGAAAUCCAUGACGUUACGCCAGAAAUGGUCUUACUUCACAAGAAACAUCACCGUAGAGCCUAUGAUCGCUUGCUACGUGAUCCCCUGCAUGCUGGCCUCCCUGGCCACGCAGAAUCUGAGUUUGGAAAAAGCGUGCAGGGUGAACUUGGCCUAUCCCGACGACGUGUGCACGGCAUUGGCAAGGAGGAACACGACCGGCUACGAGACGGAGGAAACGGCGGUUCAACAAUUGGUCGCCGGUAUGCAGACGUGGAAAACAGCCCUGUCGAGCGGUCUACCGACCAUCCUGAUCCUGUUCAUGGGCUCGUGGAGCGAUCGUACGGGAUUGAGGAAGCCGUGCAUGCUGUUGCCCAUCGUUGGCGAGUUUCUGAGCAGCGUCAGCAUGCUGUUGUGCACAUACUUCUUCCACGAGGUGCCCAUGGAAGCCACGGGCGUGCUCGAGGCACUUUGGCCAGCUUUGACCGGGGGCUGGUUCACCAUGUUCAUGGGUGUUUUCAGUUAUAUCGCGGAUAUCACGUCCGUCGAAUCGAGGACGCUGAGAAUCGGUGCCGCUAAUGUUUUCUUGUCGCUCGGUGUCCCGAUCGGGAUGGCGUUGUCCGGGAUAUUGUAUCUGAAGCUUGGAUUCUACGGUGUAUUCAGCAUCUCGACCGUGUGCUACGUAUUGAGUUUCAUUUACGGGUUAGUGGUGAUCAAGGAACCGCCCAAGCCGUAUUUGAAGAAAAUGGAAAAAACGGACAAGGAGAGGAUGUCUGUGUGCGCCUCGAUCUUGGACUUUUUCGCGUUCAGGCAUAUCGAGGAGACUUUCCGCGUCGCGUUCAAACAGGGGAGGAAUAAUCGACAGAAAAGGGUGUUGAUGCUCAUGGUUAUCGUUAUGGUUGUGAUUGGUCCACUUUACGGUGAAAUGGCGGUGAUGUAUCUUUACAUGAGAUACAGAUAUCAUUGGAACGAAGUUAUGUUCAGUAUGUUUACCACGUUUGCAAUGGUGACAAAUUUAAUCGGAACUGCGAUAUCCGUCGGUGUGUUCAGUCACAUUUUAAAAAUCGAUGACGCCAUUGUUGGAAUAAUGAGUUCCAUGAGCAAAAUUUUAGCUGGUUUCGUUUACGCGUUUGCCAUAACAGAUUGGAUGAUCUAUUUAGCGGCUAUCGUCGAGAUAGUAAACGGUACAUCUUUUAUAGCAAUGCGAUCGAUAGCAUCAAAACUUGUAUCGACUGGAGAACUUGGAAAAGUGAAUUCGUUGCUUGGCGUCUGCGAAUCUCUAAUGCCACUUAUCUACGGGCCAAUGUACAGCUCCAUUUAUGCUGCAACCAUGAAAACAUUUCCAGGAACGUUCUUUAUUGUUGGCGCCUGUAUGACCAUGCCAGCAGUCGCCGCGUUCUUUUGGCUGUAUACCGAGCAUAGAAAAGAUCGUCAAUUACUGGAACAAGAGAAGAAAGCGAAGAGCAAGGAAGAGGAGAACGAUUCGAAGAUUGCAAAAUGGCAAGUUGUUAACGAGAAAAAACCGGAAGUUCCUACGAUGAACGGCAUUGCGAACGCAGCUUUCGAAUCAGAUCAUUUAUAACGAAUAAUUUAUUAUUACAAAAUACGUAAUAAUAUUCGAUCGCGUAAUCAUAGUAGAAAAACUUGAAAGAAUGAGGAAAGAAAUGAAAGAAUCACAUCUUAUAAAAAGCAAAUUAUACCGAAAGGAAUAGCUUCUUAAUAAAUUUUUCAUUUAACGUACAAAAUAUAAAUAUGAGAAGAAAAAAAAUAAUUAGAAAUAUAAUCGUGCACUGUAUACGUGUUUACAUGGUACACGAAUGUCUUAAAGGUGUCCAUUUUACAAUCAUUUUAUAUUUGAAAUAUCUUAAAAAUGAUCUAAACGUUUUAAAAAUGUCUGAUGAUUAAGAAUGUUAUAUGAAAGCAUUGUUAUGAAUCUCGAAUUAAAAGUUUGUAAUAUAAUUAACGAUAAUUUUAUGAUUGGAAAUUUGUUUCUUUUAAAAAGAUUUUUAAAACAAUUUUUAGGACAAUACAUACAGACAUUUUUAAAGACGUCUCUGUACUGUCUGGAAAAGACCAAAGAAGGAAAGAGAUAAAUUAAAAUCUUAAUAAUAAAUAACGUCACCCACUUACUCAGCUUGGAAAAUAUACUUUAAAUAAAGGAUAACUUUAUUCAUUCGAUUUGAAUAAUAAAGCAAAUAGAUUGAUUAUAUAAUAUCUUUUAAAUUAAUUUUAUUCGAUUAUUCAUUUAUUCGAAAAUAAGUAUCCUUUAUUUCAAGUCCUAGUACAAACAGUCUCCGGUACUUAAUAAAUAAAUGGUAACAAUAGACAAUGUGGAACAGAUUUAUAUCUGUUCAAGCGUAUCAGUAUUACAAAUGCUACUUGCGUAUAUUAUUUCCAAACUAUUGAUAUUAAUGCGAUGAAGAAAAUAAGAAUACGUGAUGAGAGAAAUUCAAAAAUAAAAAAUUAUAUGCUUAUAAGAUAUAAUAUAUAUCAUUUCUGAAUGACCGAGACGUGAAUUUCAUCUUGUGUUCGACAUUCUUAAAUUGAUGUAAGUCUCAUUAUUUACAUUAACAGGAGAAGA
Apis florea (little honeybee) is the source of this 3218-nucleotide messenger RNA. Its product is annotated as putative peptidoglycan muropeptide transporter SLC46. Gene Ontology annotation, biological process: transmembrane transport. The record is from RefSeq and is a predicted model, not a curated record. Gene Ontology annotation, cellular component: membrane. Gene Ontology annotation, molecular function: transmembrane transporter activity. NCBI's taxonomy places the organism in Eukaryota, Metazoa, Arthropoda, Insecta, Hymenoptera, Apidae.